CACUACCUUUCUCAACCUUCUUUCUUUCGCUUUUGGUCGCGCGCGUGUUGUCUACUCUCGGUCUCUCCUCGCGUUCCCUUUGCCCAACCAGCUAAGUAUUCUUCAUUUUUAUUGUUCCAUUCCAGGCUUCGUUUUCCCUUCUCCUUUUCGUUUAGAUCUGGUUUAGAUCUAGGAUUUCUUUUUGUUCUUUGUUAUUUCUCUGCUGUUUAUUUUCAUGUUCAAUCUGCGGUUUGUAAAACCAUUUCAAUGAUUUUAGAUUUUCUAUGAACUUAAUCCUCAUGCGGCGAAUCCGUAUUCUUCACUCGUUCUCGGUUGUCUUCCUUUACUGGUUCUACGUUUUCUCAUGAAUUUGUUCAUCAAUCUUGACUAUUGAAAUUUCAAAUCCCUAAUUAUCAUUCAAUUUCUCAUAUUCCAAUCUAAAUAAUCUUCUCGAUCAACAAAGAAAACACUUCACCUAUGGCUACUGUGCAAAGGCAGGCGAGUUCUUCUGAUUCCGAUCCUCGAUAUGCAAACGUUGACGAGAGGAAAAGGAAGAGAAUGUUGUCCAACCGUGAAUCCGCGAGGCGAUCGCGUGUUAGAAAGCAGAAGCAGCUCGAAGAUUUAGUGAACGAAACGAGCGCAUUGCAGAAAGAUAACGGUCUUCUCUCUGAGAAGAUCAACAUUGCAACCCAACGCUACAUCGAAAUGGAAAAUGCAAACAACGUGUUGAGAGCUCAGGCGGUGGAAUUGACUGAGAGGCUGCGGUCCCUGAACUCGGUGCUGCACAUUGUGGAAGAAGUCAGCGGGUUUGCCGUCGAUAUACCGGAGAUUCCGGAUCCUCUGAUGAAACCAUGUCAUCUCCCUUGUCCAAUACAACCAAUCAUGGCAUCGGUCGACAUGUUUGAGUGUUGAUGGAAUAAGCAUAGACCCUUCCUUUCCUGUUUGGCAAUUGUGAGUCCUUUUGUUGGAGUCGGUCUGUGCUUGGGAGUCGUUUGUAAAUUAGAUUUAUGCAACUGUCUCCUAAUAUAAUUAUGCUAUUAGAACUAUGUGAUGUGAAGUCCGCUGAAUUUUGAGUUUGGUUUCUUUGGUGUGAUUCUGUUUUCUGGGAUUUCUACUGUGAAAUGUUGGUUUUGGAUUU
This is a messenger RNA of Hibiscus syriacus, 1117 nucleotides long. RefSeq names its product bZIP transcription factor 53-like. The coding region runs from base 457 to 891 and encodes 144 amino acids. The transcript has a single exon. Gene Ontology annotation, biological process: positive regulation of DNA-templated transcription. Gene Ontology annotation, molecular function: DNA-binding transcription factor activity; transcription cis-regulatory region binding. NCBI's taxonomy places the organism in Eukaryota, Viridiplantae, Streptophyta, Magnoliopsida, Malvales, Malvaceae. The record is from RefSeq and is a predicted model, not a curated record. Gene Ontology annotation, cellular component: nucleus.